Molecule: messenger RNA, 486 nt
Organism: Ceratotherium simum simum (southern white rhinoceros)
Lineage: Eukaryota; Metazoa; Chordata; Mammalia; Perissodactyla; Rhinocerotidae
Source: RefSeq, a predicted model, not a curated record
GAUACAGACAUGAGCAAUCAGGAAGUGAUUUAUUCCUCCUUGAAAGUUCUUCAGCCUCCUUUGGAGUCACAAAAUAGAUUAAGGCCUGGUGCUACUCAAAGGCCUGUGAAAACGGAUGACAAAGAGUUUUCAGUGCCCUGGCAUCUCAUUGCAGUGACUCUUGGGGUCUUCUGUUUACUUCUUUUGGUGACAGUCACAGUGUUGGGGACAAAGAUUUUGCAGUGCACUCAAGAAGAGCACCGACAGGAUGCAAGUCCGCAAAAUCUCAGUCAAAAGUAUCACAAUAUACAAAAUGACAACUACUUAAAGGAGAAGCUUUUGAAUAAGACGUUAGAAUAUGACAUUCUCAAAAAUGAAACCCUUCAGCAGAAAAAGGAACUGGACUCACUCUUUAUAGAAAAAAAGAGAUGUCAUAGAAAACGGGAGAGCUUCUCAAAGUCUUUGCAAAAUACAGGUAUUUUGGAAAUAGGAAGAAAUCUUGAAUGA